This is a messenger RNA of Trichoderma aggressivum f. europaeum, 1683 nucleotides long. RefSeq lists its product as uncharacterized. NCBI's taxonomy places the organism in Eukaryota, Fungi, Ascomycota, Sordariomycetes, Hypocreales, Hypocreaceae. Gene Ontology annotation, molecular function: GMP synthase (glutamine-hydrolyzing) activity; ATP binding; GMP synthase activity. Bases 1 to 1683 code for a protein of 560 amino acids. The transcript has 26 exons. Gene Ontology annotation, biological process: GMP biosynthetic process. The record is from RefSeq and is a predicted model, not a curated record. Gene Ontology annotation, cellular component: cytosol.
AUGGCCACCGAUACCGAUGCCGAGGCGCCUCACAACAAUUUCGACACCAUCUUGGUGUUGGAUUUUGGCAGCCAAACCUCGCACCUCAUCCUCCGACGCCUGCGAGCUCUCAGUGUCUACGCUGAGAUGCUGCCCUGCACUGCCAAGCUCGCCGAUCUAACCUGGAAGCCCAAGGGCAUCAUCUUGUCUGGAGGUCCCUCCUCCGUCUACGAUGAAGGCUCGCCUCAUGUCGACCCUGCUGUCUUUGAGCUUGGUGUUCCUAUUUUAGGCAUCUGCUAUGGUUGCCAGGAAAUUGCUUGGCAGAGCAACUCUGAGAACGUUGCUCGUGGAACAGCUCGAGAAUAUGGUCACGCCGACGUCACCAUUCACAAAGUCGGCAGCCAUGCUGACCGUCUCUUCUCUGGCUUGGGCGAGACCAUGCAUGCCUACAUGAGUCACUUUGACAAGCUCGUCCGCCUGCCUGAGGGCUUUGUAGUCGUGGCUAAGACGGCCAACUCCGAAUUUGCUGGCAUUGCCCACCAGACUAAGCCAAUUUUCGGUGUACAAUUUCACCCCGAGCUUGAACAUACUCCCCGUGGAAGUGAACUCUUGCGCAACUUCAGUGUCGACAUUUGUGGAGCGCAACCCAACUGGAAAAUGAGCGACUUCAUCGAGCAGGAGAUCACUCGAAUUAGAAAUCUUGUUGGCGAUAAAGCCCAAGUCAUCGGUGCCGUUUCUGGUGGCGUGGACAGCACAGUGGCAGCCAAGCUUAUGACGGAAGCAAUCGGUGACCGCUUUCAUGCCGUGCACAUCGACAAUGGAUUGAUGCGUCUCAACGAGUCCAAGAAAGUAAAGGAGACGCUGAAAGAGCAUCUCGGAAUUAAUCUCACAGUGAUUGAUGGCACCGAGCUUUUUCUCGGCCGUCUCAAGGGCGUCACAGAGCCAGAGAAAAAGCGCAAGAUUAUUGGAGAAACCUUUAUCGAUUUGUUCGAGAAGGAAGCCAUCAGGAUUGAGAAGGAAGCCGAGAAUACCCCCAACGCCGGAAAGGUUUCUUGGUUUCUCCAGGGAACGCUGUACCCGGACGUCAUAGAAUCUCUUUCCUUCAAAGGCCCUUCAGCAACCAUAAAAACCCAUCACAACGUUGGAGGUCUACCCAAGGCAAGUAUCUCUUUCUCCCGCUGCUUUCCUUCGGACGGUGUCAAAGGGCGGCUGCGCAUGAUGGAUGGUCAAGGCUUACGGCUCCUUGAGCCACUGCGUGAGCUAUUCAAGGACGAAGUCAGAAGCCUUGGUCGACGCCUAAAAAUUCACGAAGAUCUGGUCAACAGAUUUCCCUUCCCAGGGCCCGGCAUUGGCGUACGCAUCCUUGGAGAGUGCACACCUGAACGUAUUGAAAUCGCAAGGCAAGCCGAUCACAUCUUCAUCUCCAUGAUCAAAGAAGCCGGAAUCUACAAUGAGAUUUCCCAGGCCUACGCUGGGUUAGAUACGAGCAAGGCUGUUGGUGUGAUGGGUGACACCCGUGUCUAUGGGUAUAUCAUCAUCCUUCGCGCUGUUACAACCAGCGACUUUAUGAGUGCCGAGCCUUACGAGUUUCCCUUCUCCUUACUCAAGGCCAUGGCCCGCAGAAUUGUCAAUGAGGUGGAUGGAGUUUCGCGUGUCACAUAUGAUCUUUCUUCCAAACCCCCCGGAACUAUUGAAUUAGAGUAA